Messenger RNA from Gadus morhua (Atlantic cod), 4028 nucleotides. RefSeq names its product transmembrane O-mannosyltransferase targeting cadherins 1 (gene tmtc1). Gene Ontology annotation, molecular function: protein binding; mannosyltransferase activity. Gene Ontology annotation, biological process: protein O-linked glycosylation via mannose; RNA processing. The record is from RefSeq and is a predicted model, not a curated record. The transcript is spliced from 19 exons. The coding region runs from base 135 to 2711 and encodes 858 amino acids. NCBI's taxonomy places the organism in Eukaryota, Metazoa, Chordata, Actinopteri, Gadiformes, Gadidae.
CACUGCAACACUCGCUCCGUCUCUCGCGCAGCGGACCGACCAACGAUCACGGCACGGCGCUUCAUCACCGGACAUGGCCCCUAGUGCUCCCGCUUCCCCCGCUCCGAGCGGCUCGUCCCGCGACGGCUGACAUCAUGACGUUCCCCGCACGGGACCUCCCGAUGCGCGCGGCUGCGGCGGGGCGCUACGCUGCUCUGCUCGCGCUGUGCGCGCUGUGUUACGGCAACUCGCUCCGCGGGGAGUUCGUGCAUGACGACGUGUGGGCCAUUGUGAACAACCCCGACGUGCGGCCCGGCGCGAGCCUCCAAAGCGUCUUCACCGGGGACUUCUGGGGCAAGAGGAUGGCGGACAACACGAGCCACAAGUCCUACCGACCGCUCUGCGUGCUCACCUUCAAGCUGAACCUGCUCCUGGGCGGUCUGAACCCGUUCCCCUUCCACCUGGUCAACGUGUGUCUGCACGCCGCCGUCUGCUGCCUGCUCCUGCACACGUGCGAGCGCCGCGUGUUUCGGGACGCCAAGCCGGCCUUCCUGACGGCGCUGCUGUUCACCGUGCACCCGGUGCACACCGAGGCCGUGUCCGGUAUCGUGGGCAGAGCAGAUGUCCUGGCGUGCCUGCUGUUCCUGUUGACGUUUCUCUCCUAUAUUAGGUGUGUGGGCGCGGUCCCGUCGGAGGGCUCCGUGCCAUGCACCGAGUCCCCCUGGGCCCUGGGCGCCAGCCUGUUCCUGGGCACCUGUGCCAUGCUGAUCAAGGAGACCGGGGUCACCGUGUUCGGGGUCUGCGUCCUGUACGACGCCCUGGAGCUCUGCCACAAGCCCCUCCUCCUCCUGCGUCGCUCCGGGCCCAGCCUCAGAGAGCUGGUUGGGUUCUGCAGUCCUCUGCUCAAGCGGGCCGGCCUGGUCUCCGGAUACGUGGCGCUCAUCAUGUCGGUGCGGCUGUGGCUGAUGGGCGGCUCCAUGCCCCUGUUCUCUGAGCAGGACAACCCCGCGUCCUUCUGCCCGUACCUGCUCACCAGGUUCCUCACCUAUUCCUACCUGUUGGCCUUCAACGCCUGGCUCCUAUUGGCCCCGGUGGUGUUGUGCUACGACUGGCAGGUGGGCAGCAUCCCCCUGGUGGAGACGCUGGGGGACGCACGCAACGGCGCCACCCUGCUGCUGGGGGCGGUACUGCUGGCACUCUGCCGCCACUGCGCCUCCUCUCUGCAGAGGCGUCCCAGUGGGGAGCUCCUGGUAGGGAUGCUGUUCCUCACCUUCCCCUUCAUCCCGGCCAGCAACCUCUUCUUCAGGGUGGGCUUCGUCGUGGCCGAGAGGGUGCUCUACAUGCCCAGUAUGGGCUACUGUAUCCUGGUGGUCCACGGUCUGGGUCGCCUGUGGUCCCUGGUGGGGCGGGGGGGUGCGGCGGCCCUCAGCCUCUCCCUGCUCCUCCUCCUGCUCCUCUUCUCCCUGAAGACCGUCCACCAGAACCACACCUGGCUGUCCCGCGAGGCGCUCUUCAGGUCUGGGAUCCAGACUCUUCCUCACAACGCGAAGGUUCACUACAACUACGCCAACUUCCUGAAAGAUGGCGGCCGGCAACAGGAGGCGAUCCACCAUUACACCACCGCUCUGAGGCUGUACCCGCGUCACGCCAGUGCGAUGAACAACCUGGGCACCCUGACGCGCCACCCGGAGGAGGCGGAGCGCUACUACAGGAGAGCUCUGAAGACCAACCAGCAGCAUAACCGGGCGCUCUUCAACCUGGCCAACCUGCUCAAGUCCAGGGGGGAGGAGGAGGAGGCGGAGCUCCUGCUGCAGGACUCCAUCCGCUACGGCCCGCACUUUGCCGACGCCUACUCCAGCCUUGCCUCGCUGUACGCUGAACAGAAGCGCUUUGCCGAGGCCAACGCGGUGUACCAGCGGGGGAUGGAGAAGUGUCCCGACAGCUCUGACCUCCACAACAACUACGGAGUGUUCCUGGUGGACACAGGAGAGGGAGACCGUGCCGCCGUCCACUACCAGCACGCGGUGCGUCUGAAGCCACAGCACUACGUUGCCAUGGUGAACCUGGGCCGUCUCCUCCGCUCGGCCAAUGACAACAAGGAGGCGGAGCUUUGGUACAAGAGGGCGCUGGCCGUGAGCAGGAAGGUGGACAUCCUGGUGCCCCUGGGGGCGCUGUACUACAACACGGGGCGCUACGAGGAGGCGCUGGCCGUGUACCGGGAGGCCGCCGCCCAGCAGCCCGACAACACCGACAUCUGGCUGGCCCUGGCCCAGGUCCUAGCCAUGGCGGGUCAGCCCCGGGAGACAGAGGACAUCACUCUGGGGAUCAUCUCCAGACAGGGCGGCUGCAUCGAGUGUUACCGCCUGCUGUCCGCCAUCUACAGCAAGCAGGGCAACCACACACAGGCGGUGGACGCCCUGGACCAGGCCCUCCUCCAGAGCCCCAGUGACCCGGCGGUCCGGGCUGAGCUCCACUUCUCCAAAGGGAACCAGCUCCGCGAGAUGAACCAGCUGGACCAGGCCUUCCAGAGUUACAAGCUGGCGGUGGAGCUCAAGCCUGACCAAUCACAGGCCUGGAUGAACAUGGGCGGGAUCCAGCACAUCAAGGGUGACUACGCGGCCGCCAGGACCUUCUACCAGCGAGCCCUCCUCCUCAACCCCGGCUCCAGGCUGCUCAAGGAGAACCUGGCCAAGCUGGACCGCCUGGAGAGGAGGCUGACGGAGGGGGUCUGACCUGGACCAGGACCUGGACCGCCUGGAGAGGAGGCUGACGGAGGGGGUCUGACCUGGACCUGGACCUGGACCGCCUGGAGAGGAGGCUGACGGAGGGGGUCUGACCUGGACCUGGACCGCCUGGAGAGGAGGAUGACGGAGGGGGUCUGACCUGGACCAGGACCUGGACCGCCUGGAGAGGAGGCUGACGGAGGGGGUCUGACCUGGACCUGGACCUGGACCAGGACCUGGACCGCCUGGAGAGGAGGCUGACGGAGGGGGUCUGACCUGGUUCUGACCUGGACCUGGACCUGGACCGCCUGGAGAGGAGGCUGACGGAGGGGGUCUGACCUGGACCUGGACUGGCCUGGCUCACCUGGACUCACUGCCGGCUGGUCUCAGAGUCGUCCCUCACAGGAGGUCUGGGACCCAGCGCUGGGGAGCGGGGUCUGAACCCCUCCUGGUCAGGGGGAGGGAGGAUGACCUUCAAGCCAGCCUCCUGUGGACCUGGACCCUCUGAGACCCAGACCCCCGGAGACCCAGACCCCCGGAGCCCCAGACCUGGGGGGUGACGCACAACUUAUAGAGAGACUUCAUGCUCACUGGUUUACGAAAUAAGAGACCGAGACCCGGAUUCCACCAUCCACAUCCGCAUCUCCGGAUUGACAACGCUGACAGCCAAUGAAAGUCUUGUCUUCUGGUUUCUGAGGCUGGCCCUGUUCUGCCUCCUUCCUCUCUGUAUCAGAGGUUCAGGGCACAUGGUGAUGUCGGGUGAGGCUAGUCCUGCCUGCUCACAACACGCAGCCACUGGCUCCCAGUCCUGCUUGGUCUAGGUGAGGACCAGGAACCAGUACCAGUCCUGCAGGCCAGAUUGACUGUAGGCCUACAUAAUGGGUCUGUAGGCCUACCUGUCAAUCAUCUGUGAAGCUUAAUGAAGUAAACGGUUGAGGUCGACCGAACGAUGGCACACGAAAAAAGACUCACUGGGUGUGGAGGAAAUGUUUGUGGUUCGGGAAGGUUUGCUCUUCGGUACGAUUCAUUUUUAAAGGACCAAAAACGUUUCCAUCGCUCUGUCCCUCCGCUGAGGUAUAUUCACGGCUCCUUGUAUCUUCAAACCGUUUACCGAUAUAAGCUAGUGUCGCCAUGGAUACAAGGGUUGAAUUGAUGGCCUCAAUGAAUAACAUGACAAUGACGAUUUGUGAGAUGAGAUUAGUGUUUGUGUUCUGUCGAUGGCGUUGUGCGUUGUGCGUUGUGAAUGAAAUGUUCUGGAAUGUAACAGAACGUGACGAGUGCAAUGACUGAAUUGCACAAUGAAAAUAAAAAUAUAUGUUUCCCUUA